This is a messenger RNA of Racocetra persica, 227 nucleotides long. The record is from the annotation of a GenBank genome assembly. NCBI's taxonomy places the organism in Eukaryota, Fungi, Glomeromycota, Glomeromycetes, Diversisporales, Gigasporaceae.
AUCAAAGCGUUACAGUAACAGUAACAUCUACAACUACCGUUAGUGCAACAUGCGAAGUUACAGUCCCACCUACUUGCAGUGGAGCAGCUUCAAAACCACUUGAACUUUCUCCUAGAAAUGAUCUAGAAAGACAUUCUCAAAAAAAGCAUAAACGCCAAGAUGGAUCUGGUCCAACUGCCACUGCCACUUGUUAUCAUUAUUAUUUGCAAGCUACGUACUGUCCUUGA